AUGGAACUAUCAAAGCAUGAACAUACCGUAUGUCAAAGUGCUGGACGAUUAUUUGUUGAUGGUGAAACGUGGCAAUUAGCUCCUUGUACAUCAUGUACUUGUCGCGUAGGUAAUGUCUUAUGUCGUGUGGUUGAAUGUCCACCAAUUGCUUGUCCAAUGCCUAUUUUCGAUGAAAGAAAUCAAUGUUGUCCUAAAUGUCCGGAAGAAAUUAAAUCAUCGACAGGUCUUCCGGAAGUAGCAUUAUCAAAUAUCGGUAGAGUGAUAUGCACGGACAAUAAUUAUGUUGUACACGUUGCUGGAUCAAGUUGGAGGACAGAUGAAUGCACUUCGUGCAGAUGUGUCACAAUUGAUGACGAAGCGAAAAUUGAAUGCUUCGAAGAGAAAUGUCGACAGUUGACAGAUUGUCGAGGAAUGCCAUUAACAAUUAAGGGAAGAUGUUGUCCCGUUUGUUCAGAUGUGCUAUCAUCUGGUGCAGUAUGUAGUUACGGAGAUAGUGUAUAUAGCGUAAAUGAAGAAUGGCGUGAUGGUCCAUGUCGCAAUUGUACCUGUCAACCAGGUGGUGGGACAAUAUGUAAAGAGCAACUAUGUGCAAAAUGUAAUAAUUCCAUACAAAUACCAGGACACUGUUGUCCAAUUUGCAAAGAUGUCGAAUGGCGGUCCUUUGGCGAGGGCCAAUUUCAAUCAGUAUUAUUGGAUGGCAACGAUUCAUCAUCAUCUUCUACAUCCUUAUCAACAACUUCACAAAUGAAUACGAUACUAUACGGAUUUUGCUUAACCGGAUUUAUCCUUAUCGGUGUCAUCGUUUUCAUUCUCAUUUAUAAAUUAAUCAAACAAAGCAAAAAUAGCGAAGGAAAGAAAUCGCCAAUUCAUUAUAACAGCUCGACUGUAUUAUUGUCAGCUACAAAAGCGAUUGGCUCAACACCACGACUAUACGAAGAUAUACCAAUUCGAAGGGAUAGUUGUGGUGAUGGUCAAAGUGAUUUACUUAUUUCAUCGAACUCUGAAACAAGCUCAUCAUCCAAUAGUAGCUCGGGAUACGGACCGCAUUACGAUACCUUACCAUUAAAUCCAGUGAAGAAAAGUGUUAGUCGAACAAAAUCGAUGGAUUACGGUAUUCGACGCGGUUUUGGUUCCUUCAAAAAUAAUGCAUUCGGUAAAUUGGGCAAUAAGCAUGGAUCUUGCAAUGUCUAACAAGAAAUAAAUAAAAUUAAGUCGCAUAGUGGAG
This is a messenger RNA of Loa loa (African eye worm), 1225 nucleotides long. Its product is annotated as von Willebrand factor type C domain-containing protein. The record is from RefSeq and is a predicted model, not a curated record. Lineage: Eukaryota; Metazoa; Nematoda; Chromadorea; Rhabditida; Onchocercidae. Gene Ontology annotation, molecular function: protein binding. The coding region runs from base 1 to 1191 and encodes 396 amino acids. The transcript has 7 exons.